GAAAUGCGAUAGUUUGAGCGUUGCGUUUCUCAGUUGCAGGAAGUUUAGCAGGAAGAAAAUGGGUGGUAGUAUGACAAAAAUAUUACCUGGUUUGUAUGUUGGAGGUUUCGAUAAUGCCAAAAAUGAAGAAGAAUUAAUGGCAAAUUGCAUAUCUCAUAUUAUUAUUGUUCAAAAUUCGAAAAACGAUAUUGAAAGAUCAAUAAGUCGUCAAUAUUUACAUAUUAUUGUCAAUGAAAAAAUAGAGAAUAGUUUGCUAAAUCAAAUUCAAUUAUCCAAUGAUUUUAUUCAUCGGGCCCGAUUGGAUAGUGGAAAUGUAUUAGUGUGCAGUGAUUCAGGUUUAUCAGCUAAUGUAGCUGUUGUUACAGCUUAUUUAAUGACUGUUUAUUCAUUAGAUUAUUAUUCAGCUAUUGGAGCUUUAAGAAGUUUACGAUAUGGUGCACAUCCAGUUGAACCUUUACAAAAACAAUUAAUAGAAUUUGAUAGUGAAACUAAUGAAAAAUUAGUUAAUGAACAAAAUCAAACAAAUAACACUAAUCGAGAACAACAACAGACUGAAUUAUUAGAUUCUUCUAAACAUCCAUUGAAUUCCAUAAUGUAUUUAACUAUAACAUCAGCAUCAGAACGUGAACGAUUGAAUUCAAUUUACGGUGAAUGGCCAUAUCUUGAAGAAGAUUUACAAAUUCUUCAUACUGCUUUAAAUUCUCACUUGAAUUCAACUGAAGAGUCAGAAUUUCUAUUUAAUAAUGAAUAUGAUAAAACUAUACAAAAUGACAAGGAAUAUGAUGUUGAUAUUGAUAAUAAUGAAAAUAAUCCAACUACUACUCGUACUACUGUAGUAGUAGCUACUAUUAAAGAUGAUCAUAUUAAUCCUAGUAUACAUGGUAUCAGUGAUACUUCUUCAAUUCUCAGUGUUAUUGAACACAAUAAGAAUCAUGGUAGCCUAACUGAUUCAGAGUCAAUACAAUCUAAUUCAAAACAUAUGGAUAAACAACAAGAUAAUACAAUAUUGAGUAAUAAUGAUAAGAAUAAUAAUACUGAUGACGAUAACGAUGGUUGUGGUAGUGUUGAUGUUUGUGGAAAUGAUCUAGAUAGUAUACCGUUUGUAACUGUUCCGAUCAAUGGUGUCCUUAUAUCAGACAAUGUAAUUGAAAAGAGUUCUUCCAAACCAUCUCCAAAUGAAUCUGACGUAUUCAUCGUCGAUUCAACACAGGUCAAGUCGUUUUUGACAGACAAAUUUCUAUUUAUUAUAUUAUUACACGUAUUUUUACUGAAAUAGUUUUUAACCUGGAUUAAGGUUAGUUUUCUACACAAUAUCUAGGUAAUAAUGUUCUACUUUACCGUAGGAAUUUCGCGAACUGUAUUCAUUCCAAAGUUACUUUACACCAAGUAUUUUUAAAAACAGGGAAGCGCUUAACAGGUAUGUUGUUUUAGUAUGAGACCGUUUUAGUCAAUUGGUUCUUUGACCUCGUCAAAAAUCAGGUCUAUGAACUUGGGGCCGUAUCAUAUAUAUUUCUUCACAGUUGAAAUCACGAACUGAUUUUAGCUAGUCCACCAUUAAUAACCUUAAAUUAUUAGACGAACACUUUGUCCUAGUACGGAACAUUCGGAACAUACGGAGCAUUCGCGCUCGAGAGUGAAGGUCAAGGGUCAAAGUGUCACGUGCAGGAUUGUUGAUGCACACUGCCCGAUAGUUCCAUAUUAGGACGAAAUGUCUAUCUGGUACUUCAAGGUUUUCAAUGGUGGCUUAGCUAAGAUCAGUCCGUGAGUUGAACUACGAAAAUACUAUAUAUAUAUAUAUAUAUAUAUAUAUAUAUAUAUAUAUAUAUAUAUAUAUAUAUAUUCUAUCCAAACUCGAUAGCGGUGACAUCUAAUUUGAAGUUGAUAAUGCAGUUAAUAUAUUCCAUCAAUACGUCGAAAUUCUCAUAUUAACUCGUUAUAUACUAAAUGAAUUGAAUAAUUUCUGCCAUCAAAGUUUAUCUAUUUAGUGUGUAAGAGUAUUUUCGGAUGCUAAUUUAUACUUGGAACUGUUUGUAUUAUCAGUAAAAUUCAAUAGUCUUCACAACUUUAUGCUACUACUUAUAAGUAGUUUAGAUAGUUUCAGUAAAUAUUUAAAUAGACAUUUUUAAAAAUGACUCUUGCACGAGUACUUAGUCUAUUCUUUUUUGAAAUAUUAUUUUUACAGUUACCUGAAAGUUUGGAUCGUCUUUCCAAUGCUAGUUCAUCAAUUCAAAGUGAAAAUUCACUUGAAAUCGGUUUUGAAGUGAAAGAUGAUCUUGACGACAAUAUACCUGGGGCUAUCGAAAUUCCAGUAGUUGAUUCUAUGCAUGUACGCAGUUAUGGAACAGCUCAUACAUACAAUAAUCAAUAUGGUCGAUCGAAUCCAUGCCAUAGUAUAUAUAAAACUGCUCAUAGUUUAUAUCCUACCACUAGUAAUAUAAAUAAUAAAUUUACAUAUCAACAAAUAUGUCCAAAUACCACUUUAUGGAAUCCUUACAAUUAUGAUAGAACUGAAUUAAUGCAUACUACUCAAUUACAAAAUUACAGUAAUCUAUCAACUACUGCUCCAAAUUGUGACAUCUAUUUUAGAACUUGAUAUUAUGUAAUGAUUUAUUAUUGUCUUUGUUUACAAUUUGCCUUCAAUUUCCUUUAUUAUUAUUAUUAUCAUUAUUAUUCUCUAAACAUGUGUAUCAUGUUUAUUUAUUUAGCUAAUUCCAAUUAUUAUUUCCUUUGCUAUACACAUCAUUUGAUGUAUAAGGAAGUUACAUUUUGUUUGUAGAGCUUACAAACGAACUAGAUUUUACUUUAUAAUUCAUCAAUGUGGAAGCAUUAAAAUAGCUAUAAAAAAGAAAGAACAAUUACUGUCGAGAUUUUAAUAUCACGAAAGUGUUUUCACUUUUCUUUGUAAAUAUAUAUAUGUUGUUAUCUAUUUGAAU
This is a messenger RNA of Schistosoma margrebowiei, 2933 nucleotides long. The record is from the annotation of a GenBank genome assembly. NCBI's taxonomy places the organism in Eukaryota, Metazoa, Platyhelminthes, Trematoda, Strigeidida, Schistosomatidae.